Molecule: messenger RNA, 951 nt
Organism: Coniosporium apollinis CBS 100218
Lineage: Eukaryota; Fungi; Ascomycota; Dothideomycetes
Exons: 2
Coding region: 1-951 (316 amino acids)
Source: RefSeq, a predicted model, not a curated record
AUGCUGCGACCUCUUGCACUCUGCGCCACCGCGCUUGCGCUGGGCGCCCACUCCAUCCUCCUCCCUCCCUCCGUGUCUAGCAGCGACGCAGAAGCCUUCAACAUCAUCCAGAUCCACGAGAAGUACCAGGUCGUCAAGUUGGAAUGUCCCAGCUGCUCGACCAAGCCCGGGCAAGGCGACUUCUUCACACAGGAGAUUGACACGAGCCGGUCUCUGCUCCUAAAUUUCUCGGUCGGCGCGGACCCCAGUACCCUCUUAUUCGGCCAACGUCCUCUCUACCCGCGUACCUCAAUCCCUCACUUCCGCACCUUUUCGAUACCCUCCUCCGCUUCGGUCCAAGAGCAAUCCGAUAUCAAGUUCCCCCUCGCGCAGCUGCACACCAUCAUGGACUACACCCUCGACUCCGCCCCGCUGUGCAUCGACAAGACCCCCGACGUCGCCCAGGUGCUCAAGCUGCGCUUCCAGAUCCUCAAUCUCGACAACAAGCCCACCGCACUGCCCUCUCUCGAGCUCUUCGUCGUCGAGCUCGCCACCGGCGAACUCGUCAUCGGUGACAUACGCACCGGCCCACAUAUCGACAGGAUGACACGGCCCAACCGGCCUAUCAAUUCAAGACCCCAUCAUGUGGGUCAUAAGCAUGGACACAUGGGCGGCCAUACUGGGCAUGUGCACGGGCAUAGGCAUUUCCAUAAUUUCUGGACCAUGCUGCUCGCGCAUGUGGUGGUGCCGUUGCUCGUCUUUGGCGUCCCGGCUGGUGCGACGCUGUUCUUGAUUGUGCACCGUAUCAGGCAGGCGAAGCGGGCGAGGUAUGCCCAGCUCGCCAAGGAGGAGCAGGAUGUAGAGGGGGAAGUUGUUGGAAGCAAGAAGAUGGACGGCUACGUGCCUGUUGACGUUGAAGCGCAAGAGGAGUUGCCGGUCUACUCUGAGAAGGAGGUUGUGAUCGAGGAGUAA